This is a messenger RNA of Nymphaea colorata (pocket water lily), 1822 nucleotides long. Its product is annotated as beta-1,6-galactosyltransferase GALT31A-like. Gene Ontology annotation, cellular component: Golgi membrane. Gene Ontology annotation, molecular function: hexosyltransferase activity. NCBI's taxonomy places the organism in Eukaryota, Viridiplantae, Streptophyta, Magnoliopsida, Nymphaeales, Nymphaeaceae. The coding region runs from base 312 to 1544 and encodes 410 amino acids. The transcript has 11 exons. The record is from RefSeq and is a predicted model, not a curated record.
CUCUGAACUCAUUUUCCAAUCCUUUGGUAAACACACUGGCCUCACCGACGAAGCUACUUUGGUCAAAUUGGUGAAGUUGCCGCGUAGUUUUCUUCCCAUUUCCAUGCCUCCAAAUGAAGCAGCUCGAGUCGCCUUGUGGGCCAAGACGUGGAAAGGCUGACGCGGCCACUAGAGUCAUGUAGUCAAAAUAUCGCAGAAUGGUGGCCUUGAAUUCUUCCUCUUUGAAUUCUCAAAAAAUGGCGAUGAUUGCUAACUAUCAGGUAGAGAUAGAGCAGAAAAGAGAGUAGGCUCAGCGUGUUUUUCCUUUCUCGAUGGGGUUGACUCCUGCAGGAAAGCAUCAAAGAGGAGCUAGUGGUAGAAUCAGCAAACUAUGGCUGCCUCUUGUGUGCUUUGCAAGCUUCUGUUUUGGUGCUCUAAUUUCCAACUGGAUCUUAAAAUUUCCAGAUCCAAUUAAGAGACAUGAAACAACUAUAUUAUCUCUGACAGAUUAUGGAGUGAGGGACGUCACAGUUGCGGCAGACUGCAAAAAUAAGAAUAAGGAAGCUUCUACCCGUGCUGGUGACAUCCUUAGUCAGGUUUCAAACACGCAUGACAUAAUCAUGACUUUGGAGAGAACAAUUUCCACAUUGGAGAUGCAACUAGCUUCUUCUAGGGCCUCGCAGGCAAGCACUCUAAAUGGAUCCCAUGCUGUUAGGGACCUACGAGAUGAAACUCCAAAAGAGCAUCCAAAGAUAUUCUUUGUAAUGGGAAUCAUGACAACUUUCAGUAGCCGCAAGCGUCGAGAUUCUAUCAGGCAUACAUGGAUGCCAGAAGGAGUCAAACUUAAACAACUAGAGAAAGAAAAAGGAAUUGUCAUACGGUUUGUUAUUGGCCGCAGUGCAACCCCUGGGGGUGUUCUUGAUCUUGCUAUCGAUGCAGAGGAUGAGCAGCAUCAUGAUUUUCUGAGAUUGAACCAUGUAGAAGGUUAUCGUAAGUUGUCUUCAAAAACUCUUGCGUACUUUUCAACAGCGGUAGCAAAAUGGGAUGCUGAUUUCUUCAUCAAAGUGGAUGAUGAUGUACAUGUCAAUCCAGGCAUGAUAGCCUCUAUUCUGUCACAGCACCGGUCAAAACGGCAUGUGUACAUAGGCUGCAUGAAGUCAGAGCCUGUUCUUUCACAAAAGGGGGUUAAAUAUCAUGAACCAGAAUUCUGGAAAUUUGGUGAAGUAGGAAACAAAUAUUUCAGACAUGCAGUUGGCCAGUUGUAUGCAAUCUCAAAAGAUUUAGCAACCUACAUAUCUAUCAACCGGCGUAUGUUACAUAAAUAUGCAAAUGAAGACGUGUCUGUUGGUUCUUGGCUUAUUGGUCUUGAUGUGGAGCAGAUUGAUGAACAGAACCUCUGUUGUGGAACACCACCAGAUUGCGAGUGGAAGGCCAAAGCUGGAAAUCCUUGUGGCGCUUCCUUCGAUUGGACCUGUAGCGGUAUUUGCAAGUCUGUAAAGAGAAUGAAGGAGGUGCAUGAACGUUGUGGUGAAGGUGAACGAGCCAUCUGGAACACCACUGUCUGAAAGAAAUCUGCUUAUCAAUGUCUGUACAUAAAGUGUGUUCAUCAUAAAAGCCAUAAUUGUUCUCAUUUUGAGAAUUCCAGCCUUCAUGAGGCUAUCUAUGUAUGGGCACCUCAUAUUCCUUCUGUUCUUUUCACCACCUUUGUCAAGCUGUCUCUUUUUGUGGCGACUGCUGGAGUACAGACGUGUAACGAGUUGAGGUUCAUUUGAUUCAUUCAGUGUCCUUUUCCUCUAUAUAGAACACUAUAUCAAGUCGAUUUACUCAUUCUUAUUUAUUUUUA